This is a messenger RNA of Staurois parvus, 434 nucleotides long. The record is from the annotation of a GenBank genome assembly. NCBI's taxonomy places the organism in Eukaryota, Metazoa, Chordata, Amphibia, Anura, Ranidae.
UCACUGAUCCACGGAAAGAGCCGAAGAUGUCAGCUCGGUCAUGUGAUCAGCUGUGUGCAAUCACAGCUGAUCAUAUGUAAACAGGGAAAUGCCAGUUAUCGGCAUUUCUAGGGGACAUGUACACUGAUCAUCAGAGCACUGAUGAUCAGUAUAGCCCCAGCAGUGCCACCUGUCAGUGUCCAUCAAUGCCAGCUGUCAGUGCUCAUCCAUGCCACCUGCCAGUGCCCAUCAGUGCCACAUAUCAGUGCCUACCAGUGCACAUCAAUGCCACAUAUCAGUGCCCAUCUGAGCUGCCUUUCAGUGUCACCCAUCAGUGCCAGUCAGUGCCACCUAUCAAUGCCAAUCAGUGCCACCUAUCAGUGCCGCCUAUCAGUGCCAUAUAUCAGUGCUGCCUGUUAAUGUCCAUCAGUGAUGCCUGUCAAUGCCCAUCAGUG